Molecule: messenger RNA, 435 nt
Organism: Psammomys obesus (fat sand rat)
Lineage: Eukaryota; Metazoa; Chordata; Mammalia; Rodentia; Muridae
Product: kunitz-type serine protease inhibitor textilinin-3-like
Exons: 2
Coding region: 1-435 (144 amino acids)
Molecular function (GO): serine-type endopeptidase inhibitor activity
Source: RefSeq, a predicted model, not a curated record
AUGGAGGCUCGAGGGAUCCACCUCACCCUGUGGCUUCUUACCCUGUCCAUGCUCACGCAGAUGCCUUCUGGUAACCUGUUUUCUCCAGAACUGAAAAACGAACUGUGUGAAAGCGGGUAUCUUGGAGACAUCUGCAACUAUCCUGUUAAGAGGGGCUUUUGCACCGCCAUUCUGUACAGAUACUACUUCAACAAGGUAACAUCCUCCUGUGAGCCCUUCAUCUUCUCUGGCUGUGGGGGCAACAGAAACAACUUUAAAGCUCAGUACCUCUGUGAACACUAUUGCCUUCAGAAACAGGUAAGCCUCUUGGUGCCUCACCCCGCUCUUAACAACUCUAAAUGGUUGAGAAUAACAGUUUUACCGGCAACACCUAAAAAAAGGCUAGGGAGAAAUGAGCAUGGAAUCAUGAAAUUACUUCCAGAUGCAAUCAUGUGA